Cryptosporidium muris RN66 is the source of this 3408-nucleotide messenger RNA. RefSeq lists its product as uncharacterized. Gene Ontology annotation, biological process: protein dephosphorylation. Lineage: Eukaryota; Apicomplexa; Conoidasida; Eucoccidiorida; Cryptosporidiidae. Gene Ontology annotation, cellular component: nucleoplasm; protein phosphatase 4 complex. Gene Ontology annotation, molecular function: protein phosphatase activator activity. Bases 1 to 3408 code for a protein of 1135 amino acids. The record is from RefSeq and is a predicted model, not a curated record. The transcript has 2 exons.
AUGAGCUUGAUGGUUACACAAAAUUCAGUAGAUAAUGAGGAAUCUACGGAUUUUUCUUCUCAGGAUUUUAAUAAUUGGCCUCUGGAACUUAGACGAGUUAAGUUAUAUGAAGUAGAUCCAGAUAAUGGGAACUGGAUAGACUGUGGAACAGGUUAUUUAAAUAUUGAAAAAUACAAAAGUCAAAUUUAUAUCAUUGUACAUAGUGAUGAUCCAGUAAAUGUCAUACCCUGUGAUAAUUCUCUCAACAAUACUUCGAUACAUCAUAGUUCUAAUAAUACUUCAAAUAUAUUAUCUUAUAUUGUAGAUACUCCUAUUAUGAAUAAUCGAGAAUAUUGUCGUCAGAAAGAAACAAUUAUAACAUGGCAGGAUGGGAAUAAUCCUGAUUUAUAUAGGGCCUUAAGCUUCCAACAUUCAGAAAGUUGCAAUACAACUUGGGAAUUUAUACUGGCAAUAGCUCCUCAUCUAUGUGUAGACUUAACAGGUGAUGAAAAUACAAUAGAUAAUAAUAAUAACUUUUUAAUACUAGAGAGGCCCCGGAUAUAUAAUUUAGAUCGAAUAAUAGAAGAAUUAGAGUUAGAGGCUCAACAGCAUAGUUCUGAUAACAUAGUUACUGACAUUUUACAUAAAGGUUUUUUAUCUCAAAUAUUCGAUUUAAUGGAAGAAUUGGAAGAUCGAAAAGAUAUGAGAUCAUUAUAUAAAAUAUUUGAGAUAAUCCGUAGAAUUGUAGUUCUUUAUGGGCAUCAUCCUGAAAUAUAUGAAACUCUUUUAAGUGAUGAGUAUUAUCUUAAAUUUUUCAGAGCAUGUGAAUAUGAUGAGGCAUUAGAGAGUUAUAAAGCGAGAUUUCCUCAUAAAUCUUUUUUACAGAAUGUAAAGUUUCAUAAUGUGGUUCCUUUACCUGAUGUUCAAACAAUUCAUAUGAAUUAUCGUUUAAUGUAUCUCAGAGAUGUUGUAAUGCCUAGGCAUUUAGAUGAACAAAGCUUACAGAGGAUAUCAUCUUUAAUCAAUUCCAAUUUUUCAUCUAUAUUAAACAUGAUUGUUACUACAAGUGAAAUAUGGAGUUAUUUGAAAGAUCAUAUUCAGAAGGAUUUUUUAGCUGCAAAAUUUGUACAUGCAGUUUUAACAGUCUUGAAACAACAUCCAAUGCUAUCUAUUUAUGAGAGGCAUCAGGUAUUUAUGAACAUUAAAUUGCACAAUAUUUUAAGGGAAUUUGAGGGGUAUUUGAGAAGAGAUUGCAUUGGUGCUAUAGAAUUGGAUAAUUUAUCAAGAGCAAGGAACAUUGAUGAAAUCGACCAAUUAGUAACAGAUAAAGAUUCAUAUACUAAUAAUAAGAAUAAAUUAAAAAGAAAAUCAAGUUUAGGAUUAGGAAUUUCAAAUGAUGAAGAUUUGGAAAUUAAUGAUGAUUUUAAAAUUCAACCUAGUAUUCAUCAUAAAAAUAAAUCUCAAAUAUUAUCUCAAUCUUCUAUUACAAUUCAAAGUAAUUACAUUAGUCCUGUAGAUUUGGCAAUUGAAACUUUUUCUUUAGUUUGUGAUAUAAAUCCUGGAUUAUUAAGACAUGCAAUACAAGAAUCUACUAAUACAACCCAAUAUCAAAAACCCUUAGUAAAUAAACCAAAGGAUGAAUUUGUAGAUGAUAAUGUACUUCAUGAAUCUAAUGAGAUAAACAUAAAUUCUUGUUCAGGGGAUAUUCUAUUAAGAAGAAGUUAUUCAGAAACUCAUGAUGUUUACUCUAAUAUUCCAACAUUGUGGUAUCUUUUGUGUGAUAUAUUUGUAAAAUCUCCAAAUGAAAGUGCUCAAGUCCAGAUAUGCUCUAUAUUUAGAAGAAUUUUAGAUCCUAAAAAUAUGGAUGCACCUGAACGUGAUGAUUCUUUAUCUUUAUUUUAUGAUGUUGGAGUACUUGAUAGACUAAUUGACAAUCUUUUAGUAAAUUCUCCUUCAGAACAUAUUUAUAAUGGAGUUACAGAAGCUCUUUAUUCAGCAAGAGUUUUAUUCUGUGAUAUUCUAAUAACUUGUGUUCAAGAACACAAUUAUAGAAUAAAAUAUAAAGUCUUACAAAAUCAACUACCUUAUAGAAUAAUCCACUUGGCCACUAAUCCAUUUCAUAAGCUAUUUUGUAUAGCAGCAAUUAAAUUUUUAAGGACAUGUUUGGGAAUUAGAGAUGAAUUUUAUUAUCGACUAUUUGCUAAACAUGAUAUUUUAAGAGAUGUUAUGUAUAUAUUAGAUAAUAUAAAAGUUUCACGAAGUCGUGGGGAAGGCUGUGUACUAGAAAGUGUGAUACUUGAAAUGUUAGAUUUUAUCUGUCGCAAUAAUAUACAGGUACUUGUAAAUUAUUUAAUGGAAAAUUAUGGCAAAUUAAUAAGAUAUUUAGAUAAAAAGUCUUCUUUAGGAUCUGGUUGUAAAGUUUAUGCUAGAAUUAUUGAAUCUUAUAGGCUCUCACAAUAUUCUUCAUCUAAAGAUAAUUUUGAGAACAUAUGUAAUAGUACUGAGAUUGACAAUAAUAUAAAUGGAUCUAAUACAAAAUUAAAUCCUAUUAAGUGCAGGUACAAUUAUAAUGAGGAAUCUAAAAAUGAUUACGUUUCAAAAUCUUUACAAUUACCUCCAUCAUCUCCUAUCUUAUCUAAAUCAUGUACAUAUUGGGAUGAUGAAUCAGAAUUAUCAAGUGAGAAUUCACACAACACUAAUGAAGAUACAAUAUAUAAUUUUAUUAAUAGUAGGAAUAUAGAUUCUGAAAAACCAGAUAUUUCAGAUAAAUUAAAUCAUGUAGGUGAUUUCUGUAAUACUAAUGCAUCGAGAGAGAAACAGAUCGUGAAUGUUGAUAAUGUAUGUACUAAUAGAACAAGGUUUCAAACGGAUAUUAAAAAUAAGCAUCUAAAUUAUAAUGAUCAAUAUCAGGAAAAUUAUUUAUCUAUAAAAUAUUUGGAUAAUUUAUCAUUGUUAGGAUACUCUACUACAGAUGAAGAUGUUAGUCCUGUUUUACAUCCUCCUGGAGAAAAAUAUAGUAUAGCAAAUAACUCCAGCACAAUUACAUCAAAUAUUAAUAAAAAAGUUGAGUUAAAAAUUAAAUGGAUACAAGAUGGAAAUUCUAAUAAUGAUCACCAAUUUGAAGAAAAAGUUGAAUCUUUAAAUAAAAUCACAAUGAAUACUAAUGAUAAAGACUCACUUUCUAUAGAAGAUAAUAGUGAUGUACAUAAUAAUACAAUAAUAUCAGAAACUCCAGUAAUAGAACAAAAGAUAAGUAAUACAUCAAAUAAAUACCACAUUGGUUAUUCUACAGAUGAUAGUGUAAUAUUUAAUGAAAUUGAACAUGAAUCUUCACAGAUGCAUGAUGAAACCACUAGUACUACUGAUGACUUACUAGGAACUAUUCAAUCUAGUAGUUAUAAAAGAUCUAAACAUGAUAACAAUAACUAG